AUGAUUCAUAUUUUAAAUUUUAUAGCUGGCAUGAACAACACGUUGGACAGCAAGUGCGAAGGUGGUGAGCCCGGGGAACAAACUGUCACGCCCGAAAUUUGCUGCGAGACCAUGGACCAACACUGUUCGCACUGUGGCAACUCGACGGAAUAUUCGGUAAGAACAUUGCGAAAACUGUUCCUCUUUAAUAAUACUCAUGAAGCGCAAUCGGCUGUAAAUUCUUCACCGGGAACCAUUGAAAUGCUACCAGCCUGCAAUUGCCGAGAGCACGCGCAAGGAAUAACACAAGAGAAACCAUCUGAUGAAAAGCUUUGCGAAACUCGUUCCGUGCAAGAACUGAGGCACAUGUUUGAGAUGAAAGUGAAACAUAUCGAACAAAGUUCUCCCACUGGCUCGGUCAGCGCAUAUUCGAGACCUGUUUCCACCAAAUCGGCCAAGCCGGAUGAUCGCCAAGGUGCCGCUUCCACAGAUCUACCGCAUCCGGACGGACAAAUGUUCAUGUGUGGCGAACCACCCGUCCUAAGCAAACCAUGCGCGCGAUGGAACGUUACCAACACAUCCAUUGUUGAAGUACCGAAUGGAAUGGAAAUCACUUUUACCGUGCUGAAUGACAGCAAACGUUGA
Molecule: messenger RNA, 624 nt
Organism: Anopheles maculipalpis
Lineage: Eukaryota; Metazoa; Arthropoda; Insecta; Diptera; Culicidae
Exons: 3
Coding region: 1-624 (207 amino acids)
Source: RefSeq, a predicted model, not a curated record